CGUGGAAAGAAGAACGGCGACAAAGGGAACGAUCUGUAUAUUUUAAACGAAUAAAAAAAAAUCGCGAUCCUAUUUUGCCUAUAAGAGUGUAAAUAAAGACAUUUUUUUUCGAUUCUUUUUUUUUUCAUUUUUGAAUCCAGUGUGAAAUACAAAGAAAAAAAUUCAGUUGUUUUUAUUCUCUGGCAACGGUUCUUGCGCGUAUACACCACAUUUCAUUUGGUUUUUUUGUUUCGAAGGUUGAACAUCGAACGAAUCCAAUUAAAAUCGACUGUCGAUAAAUACAUUUUUAUCCGAGGUGUCGAUACUGAUAUGAUUCAGUGUUAUAAUUUUUUUUUGUCGCAAUAAGUGAUUAUAUAUAGGCGGGUGUGUGAUUUUAUUUACCUGUUUUUAAAACUUUGUUUGGGAUAGUCAAAAGAGUUGAAAAAGGGCUAGCGAAUUAAAAUAGCCGCCCGCAGUCUGGCACAAAUUUAAUAAAUUAAGUGGUGUCACAGAAUGUUUGUACACUGAAAACAAAUGAUAAAUUAAUUUGAUGUGAUUUCUUUGAUGCAUAGAUGUUUUGAUUUAAUCGAACGAUAAUACCUAAUGAAAGGAUGAAAAACGCAUAUACAUUUAUUUACGUUAAUUCAUAAUGAAUAAUAACUCAAAGUAAACAAAUAUUGCAAAAAAAAAUAAUGAAAUAUGAAGUGGUGUGACUCUAUCAAAAUAACAACAACAAAGAAAUGCUGACGAGCUCCGAUAACAAAUAACCGAUUCGUCAGAUAUGGUGUUUUAUUGUAAAAUUAAAUUUAUUAAAAUAAUUCAACUUGAAUUUAGAAUAAUCGCAAAAAGGAGUCGAAGUAACCGCUUCAAAAGUGAGAUAUAACAAAACAAGUGUGUAGUGCGCAAAACAUUCGAUAAGCCCAUAGUUGAAGCCAGCUGAAUAUCGUUUGAAUAAAGAUAGAACUUUUGGAAACAGACCUGUUGCUGCUAAACACACAAUAUAUAAUCGAAACAAAAAUAAAAAACACUUUGAAAGUGUAAAUAAUACAUGAAAUUUGGAUGGCUGAACAAAAUGUCGAUAAUUUCAAUGAGUGAAUCUUUGAACCGAAGCUAAAAAAUAAAUCUAAAUCAUUCCAAAAUGAUUGUGACAUAGUUGCAGUUUUUGAAACGAGAGUCAAUGACAAUCAGUGAACAUUUAAAUUACCUAACCGAAAGGAGGAUAAUAUCACGAUAAAAAACACACACACACACGCACAAACGACAAUACAAAUAUGAAUCAUAAUAAGCUCAUCGUGAUAAUUUUAUACGUGAUUAGUAUAUGUGACAUACAAAUUAUAAAUGGCCAAACAAAUAAUUCGACAGUGCAGGUGAAGCAUUUGCAGCUGAAGCGUGGAAUGCCCAUAAUAAAAAGUGGAAAACGUCGAUUUCCAGCUCCGAGACAAGAUGACGUUGUGUUUGAGUUAUUUUUCGGCGUGUUUCUGCCCGAAGAGCCAAUUGUAAUUGGUUGUACGUACAAAGAGGCGAUGCCAGCCAUUGAAUUGGCCAUACAAAAACUACAACAGCCCGGUGGUUUAUUCGAAAGAUAUUCAAUUUGUGUUGAAUAUCGUGACACAAAACCAUCAUCACAUCAUGCCACUAUUUCUGCUUUCGAUCUAUUCUCAAAGCAAUCUCAAGAUGUCAUUUUUGGACCGAUGGAAUCUUAUUCUCUGGCUACAAUUAUUCGGUUUGCUGGAUUUUUUGAAACUCCGGUUAUUUCACCGGGCGGUUUUGCACAGGCUUUUACUUUAAAAGACACUUCGGGAUUUCAAACAUUAACCCGUUUGAUCGGCAGUCCAGAGCAUGCGGGUAGCGCGUUGAAUGGCUUAUUUCAUCAAUUUAAUUGGCAUCAUAUCUCGUGGAUGUAUCACAAUCAUGGCGAAACUACCGGACGCGGUAAUUCAGAUUGUUCGUUUAUUUUGGGCGCCAUUCAGAAUAACUUUCCAAAUACUGUCAGCGGACAAGUACAAUUCGACGAGCUAAAAAUGACGAGAGAACAUUUUCGAGAGAUGUUAUCCGAUUUUAAAACAAAAUCAAGAAUUGUUAUGAUGUGUGCAAGCCCUGGUACGAUUCGCGAAAUUAUGUUGGCUGCUGAUGACUUGAAUAUGAUUGACAGUGGAGAAUAUGUAUUCUUUAACAUUGAAUUGUACAGCGGUAAACCGGUAACAAAUACGCAGCCAUGGUAUAAUGCAUCCGAUACCGACGAGAAUAAUUUACGCGCAAAGAAAGCGUACACAGCUCUAUUGACUGUGGUUGGAAAACAGACAUUUGACGAUGAAUACAUGCAAUUUUCGCAACAAUUAAAAGAAUUGGCAGCAUCAAAUUAUAAUUUUACAUUUCCGGAAAAUCAAACGGUCUCAACAUUUGUGACAGCUUUUUACGAUGCAGUAUUUUUGUAUGCAUAUGCAUUAAACGACAGUAUUAAAAUGGAUCCACAGGCUCUUUAUAAACCUAUAAAUGGUACUCAUCUGGCGCAUUUGAUGUGGAAUCGAAGUUUCAAUGGCAUCACUGGCAAAGUUAUUAUUGAUAAAAACGGCGAUCGGAUCUCAGAUUAUUCUUUGCUUGAUAUGGAUCCUGAAACGGGCUAUUUUCACGUUGUUGCCAACUACUUCAAUCACAGCGGUUUAGAGUAUGUGGAAGGCAGGAAAAUUCAUUGGGCUGGAGGACGCACCGACCCUCCGCCCGAUAAGCCCAAAUGCGGUUUUGACAACUCAUUGUGUCCCGCUUUACCCGGUUACGCUAUUCUCUCAUUUGUUUUGGGCAUGGCAAUGGCUGUCAUGGCAAUUAUUUCCUUUUUUGGAUAUCGCCACUACAAAUUGGAGGCCGAAAUCUAUUCUAUGGCUUGGAAAGUUUCGUGGAAUGAUGUGCUUCCGUGUAAUCAACUCAAUAGACAGCGAGGCAGUGUCUAUUCAUUAGCCAAACGAGGAAGUCAACUUACUGUUUACUCAGAAGAAUUGGGUUCACUUGCCGGUGAUAAACAACUAUUCAUCCCAUCUGGCUUCUACAAGGGCUGCAAAGUGGCUAUCAAACGGAUCAACGAAAAAAAUAUUCAUUUAAAUCGAGCACAAAUGCUUGAACUCAAGAAGAUGAAAGAUAUUCAUCAUGAGCAUUUGGUGAAAUUUUAUGGUGCUUGCGUUGACCCACCGAAUUGUUGCAUUUUAACCGAAUACUGUCCAAAAGGAUCUCUACAGGACAUUUUGGAAAAUGAUCAAAUCAAAUUGGAUUGGAUGUUCAAAAUAUCACUUAUGCAUGACAUCGUACGAGGAAUGCACUAUUUGCAUUCAACCGACAUUCGUUCACACGGCAAUUUAAAGUCCUCUAACUGUGUAGUUGAUUCUCGGUUUGUGUUAAAAAUUGCCGAUUUUGGAUUGCAUAGCUUACGAAAAUCAAAUAACGACGAAGACUCGGAGUAUUCAGACAGUUAUGCACACUGGAGAUCGCUAUUGUGGACGGCUCCAGAGCUACUUCGAAUGAAAGAUCCGCCGGUUGAGGGCACACAAAAAGCCGAUGUUUACUCGUUUGGUAUCAUUGUAAAUGAGAUUGCCACACGCCAGGGACCUUUUUACACAGGCAAUAGCUACAUCACACCGAAAGAAAUAAUUGAACGUGUAAAACGAACGGCACACGGUGCACCAUUUCGGCCGACAAUAAACGAUCAAACAUUCGAUGACUUAAAUAAUAUCAUGACAAAAUGCUGGAAAGAGGACCCAACUGAACGACCCGAUUUUAGUAUUUUAAAGACAACCAUACGCAAAGUCAAUAAAGAAAACGAAACGGGAAAUAUAGUGGAUAAUUUAUUAAAACGUAUGGAACAAUAUGCAAAUAAUUUAGAAGGUUUAGUGGAAGAGAGGACGCAAGACUAUUUAGAAGAGAAGCGAAAAUGUGAAGAAUUAUUGUAUCAAUUGUUGCCAAAAUCGGUGGCAGCCCAACUCAUUUUGGGAAAACCGGUCAUUGCUGAAGUGUUUGAACAAGUUACAAUUUAUUUUAGCGAUGUUGUCGGUUUCACACAACUUUCAGCGGCCAGCACUCCGAUGCAAGUCGUUGAUUUACUUAAUGAUCUGUAUACGUGUUUCGAUUCAAUCAUCGAAAAUUUUGAUGUUUACAAAGUCGAAACAAUUGGUGAUGCAUAUAUGAUGGUAUCUGGUUUACCACAACGAAAUGGUGAUAAGCAUGCACGAGAAAUUGCUCGAACUGCGAUUGCUCUACUUAAUAAUGUAUAUAAAUUCAAAAUUCGACAUCGCUCGAACGAACAACUAAAGUUACGAAUUGGAAUUCACUCGGGUCCAUGUGUGGCAGGUGUUGUAGGUUUAAAAAUGCCACGAUACUGUUUGUUUGGUGAUACGGUGAAUACGGCAAGCCGAAUGGAAUCGAAUGGUGAACCGUUAAAGAUUCACAUAAGUCAAAGUACAAAAACAAUUUUGGAUAAAUUUGGAACAUUUGACAUUGCCGAACGUGGUUUGGUCGAGAUGAAAGGAAAGGGUAAAUUGCGCACCUAUUGGCUACAGGGUGAACAACAUUCUGAACUAUACACAAGCACAUUGAACAAUGCGAUAGCUCCGGCCGUCACACCAAAUUAUGACAAAACCAAGGACAAAGAUCCAUUGACAAUGCUACGCACCGGCAUUAUGCGAAGUCGAUCGAAUUCAUUGAUUCCACCAAAUGAUCUUAAAAGUCGUUCAAAUUCUUUAGUUUUAUUAACACCAUCAUCACCAUCAAAUACGGACAAAACAAAUCAAAAUGCAUCGAUCGCAAAUGCCACCAACUGCGGCUCAGUCGGCAACACCGUUGCAUUUGUCAACGCAUUAACCAAUAACAAUCAAUCAAUUUUGAAUAAUUUAGUAAAAACAAAUAAUUUGAAGAAUUGUAAUCUAUCAAAUAGUAGCAAUAAGCUGAAAAUUAACAAUAAUGUUUGUGUAGAAGACAACGGACGAAGUGUGACAAUACCAUUGUUGGCAAGCAGUAAAUCAUAGCAAGAGGACAGUGGUCGUCAACAGGAGCAUAAAAUGUAGGUGAAUCGAACAUGAAAAUACUUUCGUUCGAUUACAAAUUCCACCUAAUCUCAAGUGACAGACGACCAAUUAGAAAUAUAUUUAUACGCAGCAACAGCACUCUUCCGCUUCUAACACACACAUACAUGAACACAAACUUGAUGAACUGUGAAACAUUUCUGGCAUAGUAUUAUUAAAAACAACAACAAUUCAAAUAUAUAUAUCCACACACUUAAUCCAAAUUCGAGAGACUGUAUUCAACGAUAUAUAGAAUUAUAGAUGUGUCCAAUACAUCAAUAUAUAAAUAUAUAUAGGUCUCAACCUACAAGACUCUCCCCUACAUAUAUAUUGAUGUUAGACGUUAUGAUAAAAUAAAACAUAUAAAAGUAAGUAUGUUGAAUGGAAAAGUAUGAAGAUGAUGUUAUAGACUUAGAAGAUCAAACUCAUGGUUAUUGUUAUUCUGAUAUGGCCUAGGCAAUUAACUUAUAUACCCACAAAAAAUAUGCUAUAUUUUCUCAUUUUUGACGUAGAAAAAAAAGUUAAACAUUUGCUUCGUAGAUUCUUUACCUUUUUUUAUUUAUGACAACAACAUACGUAGUCAAAUUUAAGGAAUUUCACUGAACUGUACAUAUUUUGAAUGUUAA
Molecule: messenger RNA, 5647 nt
Organism: Contarinia nasturtii (swede midge)
Lineage: Eukaryota; Metazoa; Arthropoda; Insecta; Diptera; Cecidomyiidae
Product: atrial natriuretic peptide receptor 1-like
Exons: 16
Coding region: 1251-4985 (1244 amino acids)
Biological process (GO): protein phosphorylation; receptor guanylyl cyclase signaling pathway; intracellular signal transduction
Cellular component (GO): membrane
Molecular function (GO): ATP binding; protein kinase activity; guanylate cyclase activity
Source: RefSeq, a predicted model, not a curated record